AUGGUUCACUCUUUCCCCCUCUUGUAUUCUCGAGUCAACAUAAUCCUGACCUUAAUCGGUUAUGCGCACAGUUUCUCGACGUUCCAAUGGCCUAACCCCCAGUUGAGAUACGCGGAUAACCAACUCUACGAGGGUUCUAUGGGCAUCCUUGUACAAGACUGUCCCUCACGGGAAAACACCACAAUUCCCGCACAGUGGCUUCGUAUCGCGUACCAUGAUAUGUCGACCCAUGAUAUCGACGACGGCUCAGGAGGGCUGGACGCAUCGAUCCAGUAUGAACUCGAUCGACCUCAGAACAUUGGCCAAGGAAUGAUUGAUUCAUUGAACGAUUUCAAGGCUUUUCGCAUUGCUACCCCGUUUUUUGGAAUGGCGGAUACAAUCGCAUUGGGGGCUGUAUUUGCUGUCGCAGGAUGUGGAGGUCCUCUUAUCCCUUUCAGUGCUGGUCGUGUCGACGCGACCGAACCCGGUCCCGAAACAGUCCCAGAGCCCCAACAGGAUCUCGCCUCGCACACAGAAGCCUUCCGGCGCCAGGGAUUCUCCCCUACAGAAAUGAUAGGUUUAGUCGCGUGCGGACAUACUCUUGGAGGGGUUAGACAAGUGGAUUUUCCGUUGAUUGUAACGGAUACUGAAGACGUGGUUCAAAGUUUCGACACCACCAUUAAUUUUGAUAACGCAGUUGUAUCCGAGUACCUUCAAAACACAACUCAAAAUAUCCUAGUUGUCGGACCGAACGUCACCACCAGGUCAGACUUCCGGAUUUUUGCUAGUGAUGGAAAUGUAACUAUGCAAAGCUUCCUUUCCUCCGAUACCUUCGCUGAAACCUGCAAGGAUUUAAUUGGGCGUAUGAUCAACACUGUUCCCAACGGUGUGACCCUAUCUCAACCUAUCUCCGAGCCGUUCGACUAUGUCGUCAUGACCGAAAACCCCAGUCGUACAGUGACUAUGCUCUGGGUUGAUCGGCAGGGAUCAUCCUGCCCGCCCAUUGGAUGCACUUCUCCAUCAAUAUCAACGCAACAGGUCGUCUUUAGUCUCAUUGGCAACCUCCAAGGUCUUACAGGAACACGUUAUUCAUUCAAUGCGACUAUCAAUGCGUCCACGUCAAUAUCGAAAUUUUGGUUCGAAAUCAACGAAAACGACGGCUCUGACCCCAUCGUAGUCGACAACGGUGGUUCAGGCUUCGUUAUCGAGCAAGAUUCAAUGUUCAUCGAUAAUAGCCGUAGCGAGAAUGUUCUUCUAUCUUCGUCUUUUAAUGAAUACCGCAAAGUCGUCGUGGCGGUCCGUGGUGACACUUCUUCCAGCGUGUCAAUCACUACGUUUGAUCCAAAUUCGGAUGCUUCAGCCCCUCCAUACCUGCUGACAGUCAUUACAACCAAUCUACAACUCGACGACAGCAAUCCAUCCGAAGGGGGAUUCACUUUUUUUACUGUCAAUAUCAGCGAGACUGUGAACUUUGUGAGCAUCUCUGGGAAUAUUGGUGGCGUGUCGUAUGUUCAAGAGAACUUUGACAUGACUGUAGUUAAUUUUGCGUUUGUAACGAUUUCGUAG
Molecule: messenger RNA, 1545 nt
Organism: Lentinula edodes (shiitake mushroom)
Lineage: Eukaryota; Fungi; Basidiomycota; Agaricomycetes; Agaricales; Omphalotaceae
Product: heme peroxidase
Exons: 8
Coding region: 1-1545 (514 amino acids)
Biological process (GO): hydrogen peroxide catabolic process; cellular response to oxidative stress; response to reactive oxygen species
Molecular function (GO): peroxidase activity; heme binding
Source: RefSeq, a predicted model, not a curated record